UAAAUGUUCACAUGCUCUCCGCCCGUGAAUGAGUUGAGCUCAGAACAUGGCGGCACGAAAACUGUGAAAACUGUUACUACAACGGAACCUCAAACACAACCAAUGAAAUUAUCUCAUUUUGGUCCAGAAAAUAGGUGAAGCUCUGUGGGAUGUCUUUCUUUUAUCUCUGGAACACAUAAAACAGCAGCACAGAGGGCGUAUUAGGCUAAUAAAGUGAACCGGGACUCUUCUACUCCGGAGAAAAGGGCAGGGAAAACAAGGCUGACAUGAACGGGGACAUCUUAUGCAAUGGACAUUCUACACUCCCAAAUUACCUGCUCCAUUGCAACAGUAAAUCAUCACACGAGGAAGUAGUUAUCAUAGAGGGCAAGUCGCAAACGCAAGGAGAAUGUAUAGGUAGAAGGCAUGCUAUCGUGAGCCCUGACUCGGGUGGGAUCAACGAGCAUGAGCGUGAGGUGUGGCCAUGUGAAGGCGACAGGCUUCCACUACAGUCCUACCCCUCUGUGGAGGUGACGGCAGGUCAAUACGCUUCUCGUCCCUUCAACCACAGCAGAGGCCGCAAAAUGAAAGUCAAGAAAUUCUCCCAGAGAAGCGAAGAGAGAAAAAACUCCACAAAUCGCAAGGUCACAGAUUACUUUCCUGUAAGGAGAAGUUCCAGGAAAAGCAAGACUGAAUUGGAGUGUGAAGAAAAGAAACACAUAGAUGAACUAAUCUUGAAGGGGAUUGAGAAUGGCAUGACGGUUCAGCACAUAGAAGGCAAAGGACGAGGUGUCUUCGCAACACAAAACUUUCAGAAGGGGCAGUACGUGGUGGAGUACUAUGGCGACCUGUUACAAAUUACCGACGCCAAGAAAAGGGAAGCUAUGUACUCCCAGGACCCCUCCACUGGCUGCUACAUGUACUACUUUCAACACCUGAGUAAAACAUACUGUGUGGAUGCCACUAGUGAAUCUGGCAGAAUGGGAAGACUGAUCAACCACAGCAGAAAUGGCAACUGCCACACCAAACUUCACGAUAUCAACGGCAUACCUCACCUCAUCCUUGUAGCCUCCAGGGACAUCGACAAGGGCGAGGAGCUUCUUUAUGACUACGGUGACCGCAGAAAGUCCUCCAUCGCUGCUCACCCUUGGCUCAAACACUGAGGGGCCUAAAGGGAAUUCCCAACACCUGGUUUCUUAAUAGAGUUUUUAAUGUAAUUAUUGCCUUAGGGAUCAGAAUGUGUAGACGAUGGUGUGUUGGUGGGUAGUAGCAACUCACCUUUAGAUGAAGGUACAUAUUCAAAAUGUCCUACAUUAUUUCUUUUAAAAUAUUUAUCCUAUGCUCCUGAGACAUGCUAGUUUUUUUGGGGGACACAUUUCUUUUUGUACAUUUUAUAUAUGAGUAGAUCAGUGCUUCCAAAGCAUGCGGUGGUAGUGUUCUGUGUUUUUAUAAAGAUUUUCUUAAUCUAACCUGUAAUACAUGUUUAGCAAUAACAAUGUCUGGUGUCCAAACAUCAGUGAGACACAGAGAGAUGCAAGCAAACCCUUUUAACUGCUUCACACAAACUGGAAUGUCUUAUCCACCUGGAGAUGUGUGGCUCCUUUUGCUCUGUGUGUAGUGUCACAAAACCUGAGUAAAUCUUUAGCUCUUAACAUAGAACGCUGUUCUGUUCCAGAACCCUGCACCUUGUGAAAGUAUGUCAAUGAAUCUUUAUGCUGGUGUAGAGGGAUUAGUAAAUAAAUUGUUUUUAUGUAAGAUGCGUUUUGAGAUGAGAUGACUUUUCUGUCUUUAAUGAAAGAUAACCUUCAAGGAAAUACUUGACAAAAUAUGUAAUAAACCCCCUAUAUAGCA
Alosa alosa (allis shad) is the source of this 1830-nucleotide messenger RNA. RefSeq names its product lysine methyltransferase 5Aa (gene kmt5aa). NCBI's taxonomy places the organism in Eukaryota, Metazoa, Chordata, Actinopteri, Clupeiformes, Clupeidae. Bases 267 to 1142 code for a protein of 291 amino acids. The transcript is spliced from 7 exons. The record is from RefSeq and is a predicted model, not a curated record. Gene Ontology annotation, molecular function: histone H4K20 methyltransferase activity; protein binding.